AUGGCCGCAGCGUUGACCACCGUCGAGCGUUACAUAUUCCGCCGCGUCGCCAUUGCCGCGCUGAGCGCGUUCACGGCGAUCCUGGCGGUGGUGUGGAUCACCCAGGCGAUCACGCGCAUCGAUUUCGCGACAGGCUCGGCCGGCUCGAUCGGCGCGUUCCUGACGAUGAUGGUACUGCUGACGCCGCAAUUCAUCACCCUGACGCUGCCUUUCGGGUUGCUGAUCGGCGCGGUGAACGUGCUCAACGCGAUGAACGCCGACAGCGAGAUGCCGGUGAUGGCAGGCUCGGGAAUCAGCCGCCUCGCCAUCGCCCGUCCGAUCGUCAUCCUGUCGCUGGUGCUCGGGGCGACGGUGUUCCUGAUCAGCCAUUUCGUCGAGCCGCGGGCAAACCGGGCAGUGCGUGACGUCGUGAUCGACAUGCGCACCGACCUUCUGGCGACACUCAUCCAGGAUGGCCGCUUCACGCAGAUCGAGGACGGGCUGACGAUCUAUGUGGACCGCAAGGAGGCCGGCGGCCGCCUGAACGGCGUGCUGAUCGCCGACCGGCGCGACGCGGAGAUGCAUCUGACCCAGUUUGCCCGACAGGCGCAGGUCGAUGAAAGCACGGGCGUCAGCCUUCUGGUGCUGCAGGACGGCCAACUGCACAGGAAAGACGUCAAGACCGGACAGGUCUCGAUUAUCCGGUUCAGGAGCUAUGCGCUGGAUCUGGCGCAGUUCGGCAGCGCUGGCGAAGGCAUCGACUAUUUUCUGCACGAGCGCGAAACCGGUUACCUCUUCGAUCCCGACCCGAACGAUCCCUGGGUGCAAAGCUGGCCAGGACAGGCACGCGGCGAACUUCAUCGCCGGAUGACGGAAUGGCUCUAUCCGGUGCUGUUCGCCCUGGUCGCGCUGGUUGUCGCCGGACAGCCGCGCACGCACCGCUCGGCCAGCAUCAUGGCCUUGGUGCUGGCGUUCGGAGCCGGGCUCGGCUACCGCUGGGCCAGCUAUUUUUCCUACAAUGAGAUCAAGACCGACGGCACGCUGUUCUGGCUUCUUUAUGCGAUUCCGAUGGCCGGUAUCGGCCUGUCCGCGCUGAUGUUCCUGCGCGGCUGGGUCAUGCAGGCAGUUGAACGAAGCAUGACCGGCGUGGCAGGGCGGACAUUUCAGGUCUAUGUGUUCAUGCGCCUUGUGCGCAUGGUGCUCUAUUUCUUGGCCGGCAUUGCCGCGCUCGCGCUGCUGGUCGAUUUUACCGAACUGUCCAACCGCACGGGCGCGCUGGCCGACUAUUCCGCCCUCAAGGCGCUUGGCGUGUCGGCCAUGCGCGUCCCGUUCAUCCUUCAGGUCACGCUUCCGUUCGUCAUGCUGUUUGCGACGAUCGCCACGCUUAUCGCGCUGAACCGCAAAUAUGAGCUUGUCGUUGCGCGUUCGGCCGGCAUGUCUGCCUGGCAGUUCCUGGCGCCGACCUGGGUCGCGGCCCUGUUUGUGGGCCUGGCCGGGGUGCUUGUGCUCAAUCCGCUCGCCACAAACGGGUUCUCCCUGGCCCAGGCGAUCGAGGGGAGCUGGAAGGGCAGUUCCCAGAACCGGCUCUUCAACACCAAGGAGCCCUGGCUGCGGCAAAGCCGCGAUGAUGGCGGGGCGAUCCUGAUUACCGCCAAAACGGUCGCCAACCAGGACAUCACGCUCUACGAGGCCGUGUUCAUCGAGAUUGGCGAGGAUGGGCGCGUCGUCGCCCGUCACGACGCGGCCUCCGCGCAUCUUGCGGAAGGCGAGUGGGUGAUCACCGACGUGACGACCAGCGCGCCGCGGCGGCGGCCCGUCCUUGCCGAACGCAUGACGAUUCCCACAAGUCUGCAUACGGAAGUCGUCCGUCAGGCGCUGGUGCCGCCCGACAUGGUGCCGAUCUAUGCGCUGGGACGCCAGAUCGAUGCCGCCCGCUCGUUCGGCGUGCCGUCGGCUCCGUUUUCCAUGCAAUAUCAUUCGCUUGUCGCGCUGCCGGCACUGAUGGUCGCGAUGGCGAUGAUCGCCGCAACCGUCUCACUUCGCUUCGUCCGCUUCGGUCAGUCCGCGGGCAUGAUUGUGGCUGGUGUCACCGCCGGCUUUCUGCUUUAUGUCGUCACGGCGUUGGCGAAGUCGUUCGGCAGCGCAGGCGCAAUGCCGCCUGUCGUGGCGGCGUGGCUGCCGGUGGUGGGCGGCAUCUUGUUCGGGAUCGGAUAUCUUCUCAAUCACGAAGACGGGUAA
This is a messenger RNA of Effrenium voratum, 2217 nucleotides long. The record is from the annotation of a GenBank genome assembly. NCBI's taxonomy places the organism in Eukaryota, Dinophyceae, Suessiales, Symbiodiniaceae.